This is a messenger RNA of Notolabrus celidotus (New Zealand spotty), 2768 nucleotides long. RefSeq names its product toll-like receptor 2. Gene Ontology annotation, biological process: inflammatory response; toll-like receptor signaling pathway; immune response. Gene Ontology annotation, cellular component: membrane. Gene Ontology annotation, molecular function: protein binding; triacyl lipopeptide binding; transmembrane signaling receptor activity. NCBI's taxonomy places the organism in Eukaryota, Metazoa, Chordata, Actinopteri, Labriformes, Labridae. The coding region runs from base 57 to 2432 and encodes 791 amino acids. The transcript is spliced from 2 exons. The record is from RefSeq and is a predicted model, not a curated record.
CUGUGCUGAGGUUGACAGAAAAUUCACCUUUAAGUCACUGGAGUGAGGGACUCAAGAUGACUCACCUGUCAGUCCUUAUGUUUGUCCUGCUGAUGCUUCAAAGCUUCUCCUUCUGCAGACCACAGUGUCACAGCUGUGAACAAACAUCCUGUGACUGCUCAAGACAAGACCUGGGCAGCGUCCCUGCAGACCUUCCAAGGCUCAUCACUGAACUCAAUCUGUCAUUCAACUCUCUGAAGACAAUAAGGAAAAAUGACUUUGGUGCAUAUGUCGGUUUACGGUCUUUAAUCUUGAACAACAAUGAAAUCACAACAAUCCAGGAGCAGGCAUUUGUUACACUCAAGAAUUUGGAAAUAUUGGACUUGUCCUUUAAUAGACUGGAGGCUUUGUCUGCAGGGUGGUUUGAAACCCUUUUCUCUCUUCAGCAUUUGAAUCUUUUAGACAACAGGUAUAAAACAUUGGGUCAAGGUAAUCUUUUCCAACCUCUGAGAAGAUUAAAGAGCCUUUGUUUUGGAGGACCUUUUUUUCAAACCCUCAGAAAUGGAGACUUAUCUGGUCUCAGUCGUCUUGAAGAAGUUAUUUUUGAUGGAAGGAAACUAGAAUUCUACACAAGAGGAAGUUUGAGCCAAAUUGGGCCAGUGGAGCGCAUAACACUCAGUCUGUAUGAGCCGUUUCUGAGAAAUCUAAAUCUUGUACAAGCUAUUUUGUCUGAUGUUGUUCACCCAAACACAACCUCGACGUUCACUGACACUUGGUUCUACACAACCAGACAAAUGUUCCCGUUUCAUGUGCUCUCAGACGGUGGGACAAGAAACAUUAUCUUUAAACAUGUGAACAUGACAGUAGCAGCCUGUUUGGCAUUUAUUAAUCAGAUGGCAAACUCUAAUUUAACCAAGUUCACAAUUGAAGACACAAAAAUCUUCAUACAUUUUGAGCUUUACUCACGUGACCUGACCAUUGAUCAGCUGGAGGAGGUCAUCUUCAGAAAUGUUGAUAUCCCUGAGUUCUACAAUUUCCCGGCCCUCUUGUUCCUGGAACCUCUGUUGAAGGUGGUGCGCAAGGUGUCUAUGGUAAACUGCAAGUUAUACGUCAUUCCGUGUGUAUCCAUGGUCCAUUUCUUACAGUUAGAGUAUAUGGACCUGAGUGAAAACUAUUUAUCUGAUGAAGCUCUUGGUACAAUGAUGUGCAAUGGCAAUGUUGGACUAUGGAGUCUGCAAACUCUGAAUGUCAGCCGAAAUCACUUGCUGAUAAUCAACAGCCAGAUCUUUUCCAAUCUGUAUAAGCUUGAAAACAUCGACAUGAGUGGAAAUAAGUUUCAUAGUAUGCCUGAGACUUGUAACUGGCCGCCCAUUCUCCAAUUUAUGAACCUCUCAUCAUCACAGUUAACAAAAGUGACAGCUUGUUUGCCGGCAAGUCUACGCAUUCUUGAUCUAUCAGACAAUGCGUUGACUGCAUUCAGUGUCGUGCUACCUUCACUCACAGAGUUAUACAUCUCUGGAAACAAGCUCACCAGUUUGCCAGACGGUGGUUUCUACCCUCGUCUUGCAAUUCUCUCCAUUCAAAACAAUGAUCUUCAGACGCUCAGCACAAAUAUUCUGAAUAAAUAUCUUAACCUGAAGAGUUUGGAGGGGAGUACAAACACAUAUGUCUGUUCGUGUGACUUUGUAGCGUUCAUGGCAAAUGAAGUGACGAAGCAUCAAGUCACAAUCACGGAUGAGUUCAGGUCAUACAUCUGUGACUCCCCUGAUGCUGAGAGAGGAAGGAGUGUCAGAGACGUGAGGUUGUCGGUGUUUGAGUGCCAUACAGCUUUGGCAUUGUCUGUUGUCUGCUUUAGUAUCCUCGCAGUGAUUCUGGUUAUUGCAGGUUUGUGUCACAAAUUCAGCGUCUUGUGGUAUCUGAAGAUGACCUGGACCUGGCUGAGAGCUAAGAGGAAGCCAAAGUUAAAGAAAGGAGAGCUUGAGUAUGACGCUUUUGUGUCCUACAGUGAAAUGGACUCUGCUUGGGUGGAUGCACACCUGGUACCACAGCUGGAGCAGGCCCAGCCUCCACUCCGACUCUGCCUUCACAAGAGAGACUUUGUACCCGGAGGCUGGAUCCUGGACAACAUUAUGGACGCCAUAGAGAGGAGUCACCGGACUCUGUUUGUCCUCUCGCAGCAUUUUGUCAGGAGUGAGUGGUGCAAGUACGAGCUAGACUACACUCACUUCAGACUGUUUGAUCAUAACGAUGACACUGUUGUGCUGAUUCUGUUGGAGCCCAUUGACAAAGAGACCAUCCCCAAAAAGUUCUGUAAACUGCGCAAGGUCAUGAACUCCAAGACGUAUCUGGAGUGGCCUGAUGAUGACAACAAGGUCCCUAGCUUCUGGCAAAACUUGAGAGCCGCUAUCAUGAGACCUGAGGAAGAUAUAGAAACUGAUUUAAUGACACUAUAGGAUAAGAAUUCUUAAGGUUCAUUUGCAUUUUUUCAAAACCAGAAUCGGACGAGAAAUACCUCUUCAUAUUGCUCCCAAUGUACUUAGGUGACAAUGAAUACAGUGCACUAAGGUUAUUUAGAGUUGAGAGUUAGAAGUCUCUUUGGUCAAGAAAAAAGGGGGCAUUAAGGAAUCCUGCUGCAGAACUACAACACUCAGACUGAGUGGAGGUUGAUUCUUUUGAGAACUUUUGCCUAAUCAGAGUUCCCCAAGGGACUAUAAAGUCUAUGUUUUUAAGUGUUAUCUUAUCUUAUCAUUUCAUAUUGUAUCUUAGCUUAUCGUAUCGCAUCAUAUCGU